Molecule: messenger RNA, 704 nt
Organism: Lactuca saligna
Lineage: Eukaryota; Viridiplantae; Streptophyta; Magnoliopsida; Asterales; Asteraceae
Source: the annotation of a GenBank genome assembly
GUUACUUUACAUGACUUUGGUUAAUUUCACUUGUCCACUGCCUCAAAUAAUCUACCUUUCAUCACCAACUCCAUUCAAUGCUUCUCGAUUCUUUAGAUAAGCGCUCCACCUCGAAUUUGCUUCUCAUCGGCCUUUGCUUUUGUCACCGACAUUUUCCUUCACCCCAUAUCCCCAAUUCAGCCACCAUUUUCCCCAACCUACCUCUCCUGCUCUGCAUCGUUUGCUUUUGCCCUUCACUACCGUCAUCGCCUUUGUUGCUUACGACUGUCUCCACCAUUAAUAAUCAACACAUAUACACCUCCAUUCACAGUUCCUGGUUCGGGUUCUAUGGCUUCGAUUAUUUGGGAAAGCUUAGCUCCUCCGGGCAGAUUAGUACUCUUGACGGUCAAAGACUCGCAGUAGUCUCUGGGGCGCCGCCUGCUUCUCAAACGCCACAACCAUACGCUUUUCUCAUCAAAACGCUGUCGCUGGCACCCUUUUAUCCCCAAUUCGGAACCCUACUCAUCUCUUUUCGUCACUUACUCCUCUCAAAAGUUACACUCGUUGCGUCGCCCCCGUUGAAGAGGAAGCCACCGUCGGACGCUAAGGCUGUUGUCGUCGCUAUUCCCGCUCAGCUCUUCGCCACCUUUCUUCCUCUGUUGUGUCGCCGUUAUUUUCCAAGAACGAUGUGCAGCUCCGCAGUGGGUGUUUCUGCCCGUGUGUGA